This is a messenger RNA of Adineta ricciae, 219 nucleotides long. NCBI's taxonomy places the organism in Eukaryota, Metazoa, Rotifera, Eurotatoria, Adinetida, Adinetidae. The record is from the annotation of a GenBank genome assembly.
AUGGGGUACUGUACCCCCAAAUGGGGUACGGAUGGGAGGCCUGCUUUGGGAUGGGAUGGACGACCAUAUCCGAAGAUAAUGGAAUCGCUUAUUUCCUAUGUUUUCGAUUGCGGUCAGAUUGCGACUCAGUUGCGCCGCAAUGAUCACAUUACCACCUAUUUCUAUUUCAACUCUUUUACACCUACUAUUACAACGAUAAUUGGUGAUGAAACCACCUAA